AUGAAAAAUGAAAAUUCGAAUUUGAAAGGAUUAAACCUAGUCCACCCAGAAAAUCGCUUAAUAUUCUUAAAACUUCUAGAACUCCGUAAAUUUUAUACCAACAAAUCCUCUAACAUUUCUAAAUCUAUCUCAAACGCGAUAAAUUCAUUGAAAUGUUAUCCACUACCAAUUACUAGUAUAAAUGACUUGAAUAAAAUCGCAGGAAUUGGGGCAAGAUUCUCCAAAUUCAUACAAGAGUCAGUGAAUCUGGCAGACGAAGCAGCCGGGAACAUCAUUGACUACGACGAAUACGUAAACUACAACAAGUGUAACCUUGAUAGAAUUUGCGAGUUUAUCAGAAAGAACUUCUUGAAGAAAAAGAACUAUAAUCCUACAAAGAAUUCUAGUAGUUGGAGUUUUUUGUGCAUACUAGGUCUGUUUUCAGAUUAUGAAGGAAAUGAAACGAGACUUAGUCUGGAGGAUAUCGGAAAUAUAUUUAUUGAGUUUAGAAAUUUCUUCCCUGAAGCAAGAGAUUUGAGAGAUUACAUAUUCUUGAGACAGUUAUCUGAAAAAGGACUAAUAAACUAUAAAAUAAUAGGUUAUGAAGGGUUUGAAGAAAAAUUCCAAUACAAACAUAAACAUAGGUAUACAUAUGGCUUAACAGCAAAUGGAAGAAGACUGACAAAUAGAUUAAUGAAUAAAUUAGAUGUUCCAAUCACAAACGUACAAGGAAUGCUGAAUAAGCUUUUCUCGAUAGGUGCGGCAACAAUUUCAAGUAAUGAAAAUGUGGAAAAUAUAAUAGAAAAUCAAUGUGUGAGUUCAAUGAGUAAUAACUCUGCGUUGGAUAUUGAAAGGUACAAAUUCCCAGAUGAAAAUACAAAUAAAGAUAAUUCCGAAUUAAACACAGAAAAUCCCCUAAAUGAUGAAUCUGAGACGACUGACACGUUCAAUUCAGAAUUCAACAAUAUAUUCAAUUCUGAAUUACACAAAAAUAAGAGCACCCAGGAAACAUGUAAUAUUUCAGCAGAAGAAAACGCGUCCAAAGUUACCAUAUCUGUCCUCUCUCAAGAUCAAAUUCAAUCACCUGAUAUUCCUGAACCUGAUCCUCUAAACUUAAUAGAUGUAGCAUAUCGUCCUAGCUCAUAUAAUACGUAUAUUAUGAAAAUGAGUAAUCAGUCAUAUUUCACCAAUACCGUAAAAGAUAAUAAUACUAAUAGUUCAAAUCGUGUUGAAUCUGUUCCAGCCACUACCACAGAUUCUUGUACUGUUAGAAACACUUUUCACACCAACUCUAAUCCACCACAAUUGAAUUCAAACACUACACAAAUGAGUUCCAAUACUCCACAAAUCACCACUAACAUACCACAAACCAGUUCCAAUACACUUCAAAUCAGCACCAACAUACCACACGCGAAUUCUAACACUACACAAAUCAAUACUAGCAUACCACAAAUCAAUGCCACAACUUAUCAGACAAAUUCUAAUGAAUCUCACACUAAUAUUAGUCUUUUGAGUUAUAAAAGUGUUCAUAGCAACAUUACAACUAAUAGUAGCUUCAAGAGUAAUGCGAGUAAUAAGGAUGUUGUGAAUGGUGAAGUGAUAGACUUAGAUGAUAGUUUUGGAGAUAAUGAACAAGUUAUCCCAGUAGAAGUUAAUUCAGUGGAAUUUGAUAACGUAGAAACCGACGUUGGUGAUAAUUCCAAUGAAAAUAGCGAUAACUCGAAUGAUGCAGAAGUGUGCACAAAGAAAUUGGAGAAUAGAUUAAAGUUGAAAUAUGGAGUUGACGUAUUUAAAAACGAUCUUGACUAUGAGAUUAUAACAGUAGUUGACAAGAGAGAAGUGAUUAACAAGGAUGUUGUACAAAGUAAAGUGAAUAUCGACACGCUUACAAUAAGCCCGAACCUGAUGAAUAAGUAUUAUAAUAAGUUAACAGAAUAUUAUAAAGAGUCAGAUAAAAAAAUAAUGUUUAAACAGUUGCCGCUGGGUGAUGUUAUAUGGAUAAUUAAUGUGAAAAAUGUACAAAAUUCCAGGAAUAACCAGCAGGAAGACUCGAAUGUGGAAACAAAUUAUUAUAUACUGGAUUGGAUACUGGAGAGAAAGACAACAAUUGACCUGAAUAGUAGCAUCAUUGAUGGAAGAUAUGAGGAUCAGAAGCUAAGACUUUUGAAUUUGAAAGGAUUCAAUAGGAUCCUAUACCUUUUUGAGGACUCGUCGCUGGAUAAAAUAACCAAUAAAUUCUCAAAAAUGGGAAACAAAGCCUUAAAUUUCAAGUCUAUCCAAACUGCAAAAAUUAAUACCAAAUUCAUAUCUGGAUUCAAUAUUAUCAAUACUACCAACAUUUCUCAUUCUGCGAGUAUGUUAUUGAGUAUCCAUAAGAUGAUUGAGAAUUACAUGUAUGAGAAGUUGAGGAACAUGUCAAUACUAAAGAAGAUUAACAUACACUAUUAUAUAAAGAGCACAUACUUUUCAUUUGAAAAGUUUAAGGAAGAGAAUAGAAAAAAGCUGACAUAUUACGAAUUGUUUGGAAGACAAUUAAGGUGUAUACCGAAGCUAGGAGAAAGGUUGACAAUGUCAAUAUUGACAAUGUGGCCAACUCCAUACCAAUUCCACGAAGCCAUGAAGACACUAACACUAAAUGAAAUAAACGAAGUGCUGACAAUAAAUAAAAUUAAAAUGCCCAAAGAGGUGAGCCUUAAAGCAGUAUAA
This is a messenger RNA of Theileria annulata, 2685 nucleotides long. RefSeq lists its product as uncharacterized. Gene Ontology annotation, biological process: DNA catabolic process; mitotic intra-S DNA damage checkpoint signaling; double-strand break repair via break-induced replication. The record is from RefSeq and is a predicted model, not a curated record. Lineage: Eukaryota; Apicomplexa; Aconoidasida; Piroplasmida; Theileriidae. The transcript is spliced from 4 exons. Gene Ontology annotation, cellular component: nucleus; Holliday junction resolvase complex. Gene Ontology annotation, molecular function: crossover junction DNA endonuclease activity; 3'-flap endonuclease activity; DNA binding. The coding region runs from base 1 to 2685 and encodes 894 amino acids.